This is a messenger RNA of Calidris pugnax (ruff), 1729 nucleotides long. RefSeq names its product essential meiotic structure-specific endonuclease 1 (gene EME1). The record is from RefSeq and is a predicted model, not a curated record. Gene Ontology annotation, cellular component: nucleus; Holliday junction resolvase complex. NCBI's taxonomy places the organism in Eukaryota, Metazoa, Chordata, Aves, Charadriiformes, Scolopacidae. The transcript has 8 exons. Gene Ontology annotation, biological process: mitotic intra-S DNA damage checkpoint signaling; double-strand break repair; replication fork processing. Gene Ontology annotation, molecular function: DNA binding; nuclease activity. The coding region runs from base 7 to 1671 and encodes 554 amino acids.
AGCGGGAUGGCGGAGAGAGGGCCGAGGUCUGAGGGGAGCGAUGAGGAAGAGGAGGAGGAGGAACUGCCGACCUUAGCCUCCCUGCUGCGGCCCUCGCUACCCCCCGGCGGGUUGGGCCAGCGGCGGUCCCCGUCUCCCCCUCCCAGGAGGCGGAGGGCGACGGAGGUGGUUGUGGUGGUGAGCAGUGAGGAGGAGGAUGAUGAGGAGGAGGAGGAAGAGGUGGUGGAGGUCGCUCCUCUGCCCGAAAGGAUCAAGAGGAGGGCUUUUGAGUCCUCCCACCCGGGUGGUGGGGACGCGGUGGAGGGAGCUGGCCUUUACACAAGCGGUGACCUGUUGGCACCUGGCAGCGGAGGGCUGCAGGGAGCCCUGGUGUCGUCCGGAGGUACAUCUGGUGGCAGCCAAAAAGGCACCUGUGCUGCUGAGAAGCCCUCCUUGUGCCCACUGCUGGCCUCUCAGUCGGACUCCUCGGGCCAGCUGAGUAUGCCCCUGGCAAACAGAGUGAGCCCAGAAGCAUCCCCCGCUCCCAAGAAGUCAAAAUAUAGUCAGAAGGAAAGGGAGGCAAUCUGCCAGGCUGCGUGGCAGAGGAGGAAGGAGCGAGAAGAACGGAGGAAGCAGCAGGAACAGGAAAAAGAGAGGAAGAGGGCCCUUGCCAAGAUGCUGAAAGCUCAGCGACCAGGAGAGUGCCAGAAAUACAUAACGGUGGUGCUAGAUCCAGUUCUCUUACAGGUAGAAGGUGGUGGACAAAUCCUUAGCGCUUUGCAGGCUGCAAAUUAUUCCUGUGUGGUUGAGAGUCAGGCUGUUCCCUGCAGCAUCACCUGGAGGCGAAAGACUGUGUCAUUUCAGGUGGAAGAUGAAGACAAAUGGACAGAAGAACCAAACGUCCUAGUUCUGCUUUGCUUGGAGGAGUUUUUGUCCAUGGUUCGCAACUACAAACAAGAGGCCAAGGGCUGUACAGCAGGACAGAAGGAGACCCUGCAGAGCUAUGUAGAUCAUGUGAUGGAGAAAAUGCCUGGGAAAAUUCUGGCAUUGACAGUAGUUCAAGUAGAAAGUUAUUUCAGGUCUCUCACGGUUCAGUCAAAAAAGAGACAACAACAGGCAGCAGCGAGUGGAAACCAAGAACAGGGAAAACGGAGGAACAAGAAAGUUAAAGAUUCUGACCUGGAGAUAACCAGAAUGGACGUGGAAGAAGCUUUGGUGGAUCUGCAGCUCUGCAAACAAGUUCAAGUCAGCUUUUUUGAGAGCUCGGAGGAGCUCGGGGAGUUUGCCACUAUGUUCACAAAAGCUGUAGCUGAAGCACCAUUCAAGCGAGAGCGAGAGAAUGUGGGGUUCUCUUUCUACUUAGAGAAGAAGUGGUGUGGAGGGGUGAGGGUGGAUCGCUCUGGAAAGGGUCUCUUGGAAGUUUGGAAGAGGCAGAUACAACAAUUUAACCGGGUCAGCCGCGAGAUGGCUGAGGCUAUUGUGUCUGCCUACCCUUCUCCUCAGCUUCUGAUCCAGGCCUAUAGCAGAUGCUCCUCGGAGCAGGAGAGGGAAAACUUGCUGGCUGCUAUCCCUGUGCACCGCGGUGAGGGGGUGACAGCCACCUCCCGGCGGGUUGGACCAGAACUGUCCCGACGAGUCUACCUGCAGAUGACUUCCCAUGAUCCUGAUCUCUAUUUGGAUUUCGCUGGGUAGCCCCAGGGGAUGAGGAUUUUACUGUGUGCUUGGUUUAAGUAUUCAGCUUCCUUCUGGU